CUCGCCCGGCUGGGGAGCGUCCCGUGGGGUCCCGGCUGCAGCCCGCCUGGCUUUGCAUGAGCUCUAAGGAUUUGUCAGCCAGACGCUACGCGCUGCGGGCGGCCGGGCCGCGGAGGUCUGAGGUUAAUCAGCGCGUAGCUGCGAGCCAGAGAGACGCGGCUCCUCUCGCUGAGGGCCGCCCGCCCGGGCCGAGUUACCCGCCAGCAGCCGCCGAGUGAGCGCCUGUGCACGGGGGAGGCCGGACGCCCGCGUGGGGUCGGGGAUGUCCCGCAGCGUCAAGGCCGAGCCCCCGCAGCCCUUCGAAGACUAGAGCGUGUAGACGCCGCCAGACGCCUGGCGAUAGCCAGGCCUCUGCUGUUAGCACUUGGGGGCCUGCGUGAGGCCCGCUGGUGUCCCCGGAGUCCAGGUCAAGGGCUGGGGGUGUGAGUGUGAGAAAACACGUGCUGCUGCCGGGCGGCGCUGCACAUGCGGCGACAGUUUUUAAAAAUGUAUUCUUCUCAUUACAGCGGCAAGAUUUUGGUUUGGCAAUAAGGGAAUUUAAAAACAGCGUUUGGCAGACCCUUUUUUCCCCCCGGUGUCCUUUCAUUCCGUGUUUACUGUUUUAAUUUGCUAUUAGAUUUUUCUGGGAUCUUUUCAUCCGAUUUCUUAGCGAGACUGAGUUUGCCAAUUGAUGUUUACUUGUUCAAACAUUUGUUCAAUGAUACCUACACUGUCUUCUCAGUUAGCCCUGUCCAGAUUCAUCGAUACACGUUAUUAAAACCUCGUUAUUAUUGUACGUGUCAAAAUACAAUGUUUGUACAUCAGCUGGAAGAACAUUACUUCGGAUGUUAAGAAGUGUGCUGGAUUUGAGUUUUGUUUUAAGUAGGUGUGCAAAGAUGAAUUUUGAUAAAUAACUUUAUUCUUGUUGGCAUAUUUUAAGAUAGUUAAAAAGAAUAAGAUAUGAGUCAUUUGAUUUCUCACCUAAUAAGUCUGUUAACUUUAAUUUCACUAAGAAACUAUUACUAUUGCAGGUCAACUGCUGGUCGAACACGAUGCUAUUACAGUUAAAUACUGAAAAGUGAUGGUACACACACAUGCUGCUCAUACUUUGGGAACUCAGAAUUAUGUUCAGACAUCUGCAUAAUUUAAUUUGGAAUAUCAGGUGGGUUUCAGUCCAGUGCCCUCAGCUGCAGAUGAGCUACCUCACAUAAAAGGACCUCGCUAUUGGCUGUACUCUGGACUGUAGUUGCCAAGGAUUCAAACCCGGGAAAAUAAACCACCGUCAGUGUGAGCAGUGCAGACAUGGAUGGGUGGCUCACGCUCUAAGUAAGCUGAGGAUCCCCCCCGUGUAUUCAACAAGCCAGGUAGAGAUUGUCCAGUCCAAUGUGGUGUUUGAUAUUAGCAGCCUCAUGCUUUAUGGGACCCAGGCCAUUCCUGUUCGCCUAAAAAUCCUACUGGACCGACUCUUCAGUGUCUUGAAGCAAGAUGAAGUUCUCCAGAUCCUGCAUGCCUUGGACUGGACCCUCCAGGAUUAUAUCCGUGGAUAUGUGCUUCAGGAUGCAUCAGGAAAGGUGUUGGAUCACUGGAGCAUCAUGACCAGUGAGGAGGAAGUGGCCACCUUGCAACAGUUCCUUCGUUUUGGAGAGACCAAGUCCAUAGUUGAACUCAUGGCAAUUCAAGAGAAAGAAGAGCAGUCCAUCAUCAUACCACCUUCCACAGCAAACGUAGAUAUCAGGGCUUUCAUCGAGAGCUGCAGCCACAGGAGGUCUAGCCUACCCACCCCUGUGGACAAAGGAAGCCCCAGCAGUAUACACCCCUUUGAGAACUUCAUAAGCAACAUGACUUUCAUGCUGCCUUUCCAGUUCUUCAACCCUCUGCCUCCUGCACUGAUAGGGUCAUUGCCUGAUCAAUAUAUGCUGGAGCAGGGUCAGGACCAAAGUCAGGACUCCAAACAGGAAAUCCAUGGGCCCUUCCCCAACAGCAGCUUUUUAACUUCUAAUUCCACACCAUUUCAGGUUGACAAAAGCCAGUGUUUAAACUGUCCAGAAGCUAUUACUAAAAAUGAAGACAGUACCCAUUUAAGUGACUCCAGCUCUUACAACAUUGUUGCUAAGCUUGAAAGGACACAAUUAUCCCCUGAGGCCAAGGUGAAGCCUGAGAGGAAUAGCCUUGGCACAAAAAAGGGCCGGGUGUUCUGCACGGCUUGUGAGAAGACCUUCUAUGACAAAGGCACCCUCAAGAUCCACUACAACGCCGUCCACCUGAAGAUCAAGCACAAGUGCACCAUCGAGGGGUGCAACAUGGUGUUCAGCUCCCUGAGGAGCCGGAAUCGCCACAGUGCCAACCCCAACCCGCGGCUGCACAUGCCCAUGAACAGAAACAACCGGGACAAAGAUCUCAGGAACAGCCUGCACCUGGCAAACUCCGAGAGUUAUAAGCACCAAGGUUUUGUGGUGACAUCACCGGACUGCAGGCCUCUCCCCAGCUAUCCUGGUUCAGGAGAAGAUUCCAAAGGUCAUUCAGCCUUCCCAAACAUUGUACAGAAUGGUGUGCUUUUUCCCAACCUAAAGACAGUCCAGCCAGUCCUUCCUUUCUACCGCAAUCCAGCCACACCUGCUGAGCUGGCAAACACACCUGGGAUGCUACCUUCUCUCCCUCUGCUGUGCUCUUCCAUCCCAGAACAGCUGGUUUCAAACGAAAUGCCAUUUGAUGUCCUUCCCAAGAAGAAAUCCCGGAAGUCUAGUAUGCCUAUCAAAAUAGAGAAGGGAGAUAUGGAAGUAGUUGAAAAGAGGCACAGGCUCAGCUCAGAUGAAGACAUGCCCCUUCAGGUGGUCAGUGAAGAUGAGCUGGAGGCCUGCAGCCCUCAGUCAGACAAAGCAUCUAAGGAGCAGCACACUCAGUCAGGAAGCCUGGGGAAGCCCGUCCCUGAAGGAGAAAGGCCCUGCCAUCUCCCAUCAGUGACUGAGUCCAGCGGACCCAUCAGCCGAAUCCCUGAACAGACCACACACAGCUCAGAGAGAGAGACUGAACAGAUGGCUGCGCUGAUUAUGGUGCCUAGAGAGGUUGAGGAUGGCGGCCAUGAACAUCACUUUGCCCCCAGGAUGGAGCCCCAAGUUCCUUUUUCUGACUACAUAGAACUGCAGCAACGCCUGCUAGCUGGGGGACUCAUCAGUGCUUUGUCCACCAGGGGAAUGGCUUUUCCUUGUCUGGAAGAUGCUAAAGAACUGGAGCACAUGGGUCAGCAUGUGUUAGCAAGGCAGAAGGAAGAAAAUCGCUUCCAGUGCGACAUCUGCAAAAAGACCUUUAAAAAUGCCUGCAGUGUCAAAGUGCAUCACAAGAACAUACAUGCCAAAGAAAUGCACGUGUGCACAGUGGAGGGCUGCAGGGCCACCUUCCCCUCCCGCAGGAGCAGAGACAGACACAGUUCAAACCUAAACCUCCACCAAAAAGUGUUGAACCAAGAAACACUGGAGAGCAGUGAAGACCAUUUCCGUGCUGCUUACCUUCUGAAAGACGUGGAUAAGGAAGUCUAUCAGGAUGUGGCCUUCACACAGCAAGCUUCCCAGACAUCUGUCAUCUUCAAGGGAACCAGUCAAAUGGGCAAUCUGGUUUACCCAAUAACCCAAGUCCACAGUGCCAGCCUGGAGAGCUACAACUCUGGCCCCUUGAGCAAGGGAACCAUUCUGGAUUUGAGUACUACCUCAAGCAUGAAGUCAGAGAGCAGCACCCAUUCCUCUUGGGACUCUGAUGGAGCGAGUGAAGAAGGCACCAUGCUUAUGGAGGACAGUGAUGGGAACUGUGAAGGGCCGAGCCUUGUCCCCGGGGAAGAUGAGUACCCCAUCAAUGUCCUGAUGGAGAAGGCCGACCAGAGCCUGGCCAGCCUGCCUUCUGGGUUGCCCAUAACCUGUCACCUCUGCCAAAAGACAUAUAGUAAUAAAGGGACCUUUAGGGCCCACUACAGAACUGUGCACCUCCGCCAGCUCCACAAAUGCAAAGUACCAGGCUGCAACACUAUGUUUUCAUCUGUCCGCAGUCGAAACAGACAUAGCCAGAAUCCCAAUCUGCACAAAAGCCUGACAUCUCCAAGUCACCUCCAGUAAUAAGAGGGCAGACCAAGUAUGCUCCACUAAGCCUCUGUCAUGAUUCAGGAAUAAGGUAGUCCAAAGA
Messenger RNA from Nycticebus coucang (slow loris), 4146 nucleotides. RefSeq names its product basonuclin 1 (gene BNC1). Gene Ontology annotation, biological process: regulation of transcription by RNA polymerase I. Lineage: Eukaryota; Metazoa; Chordata; Mammalia; Primates; Lorisidae. The coding region runs from base 1389 to 4079 and encodes 896 amino acids. Gene Ontology annotation, cellular component: nucleus. The record is from RefSeq and is a predicted model, not a curated record. The transcript is spliced from 6 exons.